Molecule: messenger RNA, 902 nt
Organism: Balaenoptera musculus (blue whale)
Lineage: Eukaryota; Metazoa; Chordata; Mammalia; Artiodactyla; Balaenopteridae
Product: flavin-containing monooxygenase 5-like
Molecular function (GO): N,N-dimethylaniline monooxygenase activity; NADP binding; flavin adenine dinucleotide binding
Source: RefSeq, a predicted model, not a curated record
AUGGAGGAUUUAUACUACCAAUUUUCAAAUUUUACUCUCAAGGAAGAACCUGAAGAAGAAAGGGCCAAUAUUUACAAGUCACUGAUCAUCAACACUUCUAAGGAGAUGAUGUGCUUCAGUGACUAUCCCAUCCCAGAUCACUAUCCUAACUUCAUGCACAACUCCCAGGUCCUGGAGUAUUUCAGGAUGUAUGCCAAUGAAUUUGACCUUCUACAAUACAUUCGAUUUAAGACCACCGUGUGCUGUGUGAAGAAGCAGCCUGAUUUCUCCACUUCAGGCCAAUGGGAGGUGCUCACGGAAUCUGAAGGGAAAAAGGAGGUGAAUGUCUUCGAUGGAGUUAUGGUUUGCACUGGCCAUCACACCAAUGCUCACUUACCCUUGGAAAGCUUCCCUGGAAUUGAGAAGUUCAAAGGACAACACUUUCACAGUCGAGAUUAUAAGAAUCCAGAGAGUUUCACUGGAAGAGUCAUUAUAAUUGGCACUGGGAAUUCUGGAAGCGAUCUGGCUGUGGAAAUUAGCCACACAGCCAAGCAGGUUUUCCUCAGCACCAGAAGAGGGGCUUGGAUCUUCAAUCGUGUCGGAAACUAUGGAUAUCCUUUUGAUGUGUUGUUGACUUCUCGAUUUCAAUAUUUUAUGAAGAUUUGUGGUCAAUCAUUAGCAAAUAUAUUUUUGGAAAAAAAGAUGAAUCAAAGGUUUGAUCAUGAAAUGUUUGGCCUGAAGCCUAAACACAGAGCUCUGAGUCAGCAACCAACCAUAAAUGAUGAUCUGCCAAACUGCAUAAUUUCUGGCUUGGUGAAGGUGAAAACAAAUGUGUAGGAAUUCACAGAGACAGCGGCCAUAUUUGAGGAUGGCUCCAGGGAAGAUGACAUUGAUGCUGUUAUCUUUGCUACAGGCGAUAGCUU